Messenger RNA from Cotesia glomerata, 1327 nucleotides. RefSeq names its product regulator of microtubule dynamics protein 1-like. Lineage: Eukaryota; Metazoa; Arthropoda; Insecta; Hymenoptera; Braconidae. Gene Ontology annotation, molecular function: microtubule binding. The transcript is spliced from 4 exons. Gene Ontology annotation, cellular component: spindle microtubule; mitotic spindle pole; cytoplasm. The record is from RefSeq and is a predicted model, not a curated record. The coding region runs from base 152 to 1021 and encodes 289 amino acids.
CGCUUCUGCUCAGUCAUAUCACUUGUCACAACAAUUCCAACCAAAACAACUGAGAAAUAAUAUACACUUGUCACUUGUUGAUUUUGACACUACAAAUUUCAACAAUUAAUCAUUAUACAAUUACAAUAAUUAAUUAAAAAAUAACUGUAACAUGAUUUUUCAAAGAAUCUUACGGCUUGCAAGAUCUUAUAGCUCCCGUAUUUCCUUUAAUGGCUUACCGUUCAUCUUUUCUAAAAAAUAUUUCCCAGUAAAAAAACUUCCAGCUCCAUUACCAAUAAUAUCUCUUGGACUUUGGGGCUUUGCAAAAAAAGAUGAGCUGGAUAUAAGCUCUACCAAGUCUAGAAAUGCUUUGUUUUCAAAAGUUGACGCGUUGUAUGAAAAUCGGGAGUAUAGCAAAGUGCGGGAUAUUUUGGAUCAACUCAGAGAUUCGAAAGACGUUGAAGUUUUAUGGCGACUCGCACGAGCUCUUUAUAAUAUUUCAAAGACAGCUAGUGAUGUUGGAGCUAAAAAACUUAUUUAUGACGCUUAUAAUCUAAUCACUGAAGCUGCUGCUAUAGAUGACAAGCAUUGGGCUGUUCAUAAAUGGACCGCGAUUUUGAUUGAUAGCAAGACUAAUUAUGAAGGGAUGAAAGAAAAAAUUAAAACAUUGAAUGUUGUUAAGGAACAUAUGCUGGCAGCAAGUGAACUAAACCCAAACGACGCAACAACACUGUACAUGCUAGGCAACUGGUGUUACUCUGUCGCCGACUUGGCGUGGUACCAAAAGAAAAUCGCCUCGGCGAUUUUCGGAAAGGUUCCAGACUCCUCUUUCGAAGAAGCGCUGCAGUACCUGGAGGCUGCUGAAAAAGCAGAUCCGCUGUUCUACAGCCACAACCUUCUACUCUUGGGGAAGACUUACCUGAAAUUGGACCGCAAGGACGAGGCGAAAAAAUUCCUGAAGAUGACUGCGGAGUUUCCUGCCAAGAACGAUGACGAUCAGAAAGCCAAGCAGGAAGCCUCCAAGAUUUUAAACUCUUUUUAGUUUAGAGUGAAUGCUGUGAUUGAAGAUGAAAGAUGAGUGACUGUGAUGGUGUCGGUAAGCGAAUGUGAUUUUUUUUUAUUUUUUCAUUGAGCGAUUUUUUAUUUUUUUACUUAGAUUAUUUUUUUGAGGAAAUAUUUUUAAAGUAAAUCAUAAAAAUUUUAUUUUUUGUUAAAAAAAAAAUUAAAUAUCUAAUCUAUAUUAUUAAGAGAGAAACGGGAUAGUCAUGUGAUAAAAUCGAUUUUUUUUAGUGAAAUUUUUAUCCUUAGAUACAUAAUUAAGAAAUGGCCUUGUAUCUCGUGAACUAAU